UUAAACUACAUCAACGCGUUGAGUUUCAAAGGAACAUGCAAAGGAUUAUUGCGACCAUAGCCAUUGUGGCUUCUCUCUUGGCCUUUGUGGGCGCCCAGACCUGUCAGGAGUGCCAGACGGACAACGAUGUCUACUGCCUCAACCAGACCUCGUACCAGAAUUGCAUGAAAAAUGCCGCCUUUGGAGCUGUAGAGACCUGUCCCACGGGCACCGUUUGUUCAAAUUCCGCAGACGUUUGUGUGGACAGCUCCCAGGUGGAUGGCACCACUGUCCUGGACGUGUGUGGAACCACGGGUGGUAAUGAUGACUGUCAAGUGUGUGCGACAGGUGACAAGUUCUCCUGUGUCAGCAGCACACAGUUUGCCCGUUGCUCCUCCACCGGAGAGCUCAUCACCUCCACUGUGUACAGCUGCGACGAAGAUGAGGUUUGCAUUAUCGAUUCCUUGAGUCAAUUUGGAACUCUCUGUGUGCCCACUUGUGCUGCCGACUAUGUGGGCAUGGAGGCAACCUGCAGCAACAGUGUCUACCAGCCGAUCACUACUACCGCAGCGCCGGCAACAACGCCCAGUGCCGAUCAGAGGCAACAGGCUUGCAGGGAUGCGGAGCCCAGUUCCAGUCCCAGUUAUUUCUACACGCGAAACUACGAUGACUCCGCGUGCAAUAGUUAUCUGUACUGCCAGAAAUCGGGCACCGACAGCUGGGUGGCCCUCUACAUGACUUGUUCCGCCUCGAGGCCCUUCUUCGAUGUGAGCGUCGGCAACUGUGUUUCGACACGGCCGGCCAGCUGCUCGGAUACCACCACGUCUACCUCUACUGUUGCGCCAAGCUCUACUCCUACUGAUACUCCAACUGAUACUCCAACAGAUACUCCAACUGAUACUCCAACUGAUACUCCAACUGAUACUCCAACUGAUACUCCAACUGAUACUCCAACUGAUACUCCAACUGAUACUCCAACUGAUACUCCAACUGAUACUCCAACUGAUACUCCAACUGAUACUACAACUGAUACUCCAACUGAUACUACAACUGAUACUCCAACUGAUACUCCAACUGAUACUCCAACUGAUACUACAACUGAUACUCCAACUGAUACUCCAACUGAUACUCCAACUGAUACUCCAACUGAUACUCCAACUGAUACUCCAACUGAUACUCCAACUGAUACUCCAACUGAUACUCCAACUGAUACUCCAACUGAUACUCCAACUGAUACUCCAACUGAUACUCCAACUGAUACUCCAACUGAUACUCCAACUGAUACUCCAACUAACUAA
Molecule: messenger RNA, 1277 nt
Organism: Drosophila kikkawai
Lineage: Eukaryota; Metazoa; Arthropoda; Insecta; Diptera; Drosophilidae
Product: salivary glue protein Sgs-3
Cellular component (GO): extracellular region
Molecular function (GO): chitin binding
Source: RefSeq, a predicted model, not a curated record